This is a messenger RNA of Phaeodactylum tricornutum CCAP 1055/1, 786 nucleotides long. RefSeq names its product oxygen-evolving enhancer protein 3 (gene OEE3). The coding region runs from base 43 to 645 and encodes 200 amino acids. NCBI's taxonomy places the organism in Eukaryota, Bacillariophyta, Bacillariophyceae, Surirellales, Neidiaceae. The transcript has 2 exons. The record is from RefSeq and is a predicted model, not a curated record.
GCACAGCAUUCAAUUUGGAUCCAUUGCACAUCAACUGUAACCAUGAAGCUCGCUCUCGUGUUUUCGCUUUUUGCCACCGCUGCUGCUUUCUCGCAGGAGGCAUCCCGCCGUGAGGCCCUCACCAAGGGCGCAGCUGCUUUUGGAGCAGCUUUCUUGCCCGUUGCUGCGAAUGCCGCUGUUGGAGAGUCCCCCCGAUUCUCUGUCUUUGGUUUGAUCGGGGACGGAACUUCUUAUUCAGAAGGGGCCGCUUAUGGUACCGAUCAGGCAUCUAAACUUUACUCGCCCUACUCUGUCUACGGUGAAGUUGGAAACCCGGAUUCCCUGUACAAGGACACCAACCCCGAGUACCUUGCACGUAAGAAGGCCAUCCUUGCUGAGACUCGCAAGCGUCUGCAAAAACUCCCCGCUUACAUUGAGAAGAAGAAGUGGUUCGAGGUCACUACUGAACUCAGCCGCUUCAUGUACGAAACUCGUGGCGCCAUCGAUUUCCUCGGAAAAUCUCCCGAACAGAAAAAGAAGGCUGUUGCGUUCUUCAAGGCUAUCGAGAAAACUAAUCUUUCUGCUCGCCAAAAGGAUCAGGCUGCCGCUGCCUCUGCUGCCGCCGACACAAUCUCCACUCUUGAUGCCUUCACUUCGUCUCUCUAGGAUUUGCAUCUGACUCCUGGACUAGUAUUGACAUAAAUUGAAAGUCAGUUUGAAAGAGUUUAAUGGGUCUGGGCCGUCUUUGUAGAAAUAGGCUUCGAUGUGGAUGAAAUUAUUGAAAAUCUAGGCAUUCGUUGGAACGGU